CGUGGGGGCAGCGGCCCGAAACCUGCCCUAUUGGCUCUACCUAACCACGCAUAGUACUGCUGCUACGUAUAUAAGCCGGCCUGCGCAGUGCCUUGGCACGGCCUUGGUUCCACCAUCCGCAACGGCUAUCGAAGUCUUGGAGUCUUGGUCUUGUCAAUCUUGCAUCUUGGACACAUUACGAUGGUGUUCGGCUUCCGCAAGCGGGCACAGGGCCCUGUCGAAAUGACAACCGAGGCCAGCCCACCGCGCACGGAGUCGGAGGGAACCCCGAUCAAGUCCGAGACGGCCCACGCGACGGGCGCUGACGGCGACGUUGUGACCGUCGACACCGGUGUGGACCAACUGAAGAAGUUUCAGAAGACGCAUCAGUGGGAUUUCAAUUUGGACUACGACCAGAUUGACACUGUCAACACGGUCAUCAACAAUGAUGAUAGCGAGAAGGCGGCCAAUUUCGAGCACACGUUGCUCGAGGAAGACUCGCCCUACUUUGAGGUCCGCUCCUCUGUUCGCAACUAUGAUGAGCGAAUGCCUGCCAACACCAUCCGAGCUUGGUUCAUCGGCAUGGUGGCCACCACCAUCGUCUCGGCUGUCAACCUGCUGUUCUCCCUCCGCAACCCGUCCAUCAACAUUGCCGUUUAUGUCAUUCAACUUCUGGCAUAUCCCGUUGGGUGCUUUUUCGCCCGGACCCUUCCCAACCAUCAGUUCAACACCUUUGGCCUCAAAUGGAACCUCAACCCGGGACCGUUCAACAUCAAGGAGCACGCAGUCAUUGUCAUGAUGGCCAACGUGUCACUCCAAGGCGGUGUCGCGUACGCCACCGACGUUCUCUUGGCCCAGGAAAUCAUGUACAAGCAAAAGUUUGGCUGGGGAUUCCAGAUGCUUCUUGUCAUCACUACCCAAUGCUUGGGUUUCGGCAUGGCUGGAAUCGUGCGGCGCUUCUUGAUUUGGCCGGCUGCUAUGAUCUGGCCCCAAACGUUGGCUAACACGGCACUGAUGUAUGCUCUGCAUGACCACAAACCCUCGGAUCCUAGAGAUACCAACGGCUGGUCCAUCGGAAGAUACCGAUACUUCCUCUUCGUCUUGUUGGGUAGCUUCACCUGGUAUUGGUUUCCCGGUUGGAUUGCGACUGGUCUCAGCUAUUUUGACUGGAUUGUCUGGAUCGCACCCACUAAUGUCAUCGUCAACCAGAUAUUCGGCAACCAGACGGGCUUUGGUCUCAUCCCCAUCACCUUCGACUGGACGCUUAUGACUGCUUUUGUUGGCAGCCCGCUUCCCUACCCAUUGUUCUCCAUUGUCAACACCCUUAUCGGAGUCGUCAUCUUCUUCUUGAUUGGCGGACUGGGGGUCAAAUACACCGGAGCUUGGUCAUCGGACUACCUCCCGAUCGCCAGCACUGGCUCUUUCGACAACACGGGUAAGGCGUACAAUGUGUCGCGCAUCGUGACACCGGAGUUGACUCUCGAUGUCGCGGGAUACAAGGCUUACUCUCCGUUGUUCUUGGCAACUUUCUUUACACUUUGCUAUGGUGUUUCGUUCGGUUCGUUGUCUGCGAUCGUCGUCCAUACCAUUAUAUUCCACGGCAAGGAGAUCGUUGAGCGUGCGAGGCUGGCACGAAACCAGGAUGCCGAUGUCCACUUGAAGAUGAUGAAGAAGUAUGAGGAUACACCUAACUGGUGGUACUACUCUCUGUUCAUUGUUCUCUUUGCCCUCUCUCUGGUCACAGUUCUCCACUGGGACACCCACCUCACAUGGUGGGCCAUGAUUGUUGCAAUGCUGUUGGCAAUUGUGUUCCUUAUACCGAUCGGAAUGAUACAAGGAAUUACAAACACCCAGAUUGGCCUGAACGUUUUGACCGAAUUCAUCGUCGGUUAUAUGCUGCCCGGGAAACCUCUAGCCAUGAUGCUUUUCAAGACCUAUGGCUACAUUACGAUGUCUCAAGCUCUGUACUUCUUGCAAGACAUGAAGCUUGGCCACUAUCUUAAAGUACCUCCUCGGGUCACCUUCUUUGCGCAGGUUGCCGCAUGCUUGUGGGCAUCCAUUGUCCAAAUCGCCGUUUAUAACUGGGCCAUGGGCAACAUUGAGGAUAUCUGCGAUCCGGAGCAACCUGACGGUUACACGUGUCCGGGCGCAACCGUUUUCUUCACCGCAUCUGUCAUAUGGGGUCUUAUAGGCCCAGCACGCAUUUUCGGCGCUGGUGCCAUGUACUCUGCAUUGCAGUGGUUCUGGCUCUUCGGCGCUGUGUUGCCUAUUAUCACGUAUUUCGCAGCCAAGAGAUGGCCUAGCAGCCCCAUCCGAUACUUGCACUGGCCUAUCAUCUUUGGUGGAACCGGAUUGAUUCCUCCGGCCACCACUUAUAUUUACUUAUGCUGGGCGUCCAUUGGAAUCUUCUUCAAUGGCUUCAUUAAGCGAAGAUUCAAGGGAUGGUGGGGCAAGUACAACUACGUCACCUCGGCCGGCCUUGACACCGGUCUUUAUUUGUCGACCAUAAUCAUCUUCUUCGCCCUCGUCCUGCCGCAGAAGGUCAACCCCCCUCAGUGGUUUAUGAACCCGCCCGCCGACGGUAACCCCAACAUUACCAACGCCUUCAACAACCUUGAUUCAAACGGCGCUGCUAUCAAGUUGACCGUUGCCGACGGAGAGACUUUCGGACCCCCCCCUGGCUCGUGGUAAACCUGUGACGAGAGAAUCUCGUGUUGGGAAUUAAUGUUGUGGGAGGGAAUAUGGUUUAGCACAUGUUUGAUACCAUAUUUCUCUCGUAAGUACAGAAGGAGACGGCGGCAACGUGAAACAUUCUUUUACCAGACUGUUGAGAUGUGACUAGCUCUAUUCUUACGACGCCAGCAGCUUGAUUAACUAGUCCAAGUGCGAUCUGACAUUGCUUCUGCUCUCAUAUCUCCAUUGAAGUUCUAACUAGGAUUUAUUGGCUGUGGAUACUACUUCCCUGCUGCUUUAAGACAUGUAACGGUUUCUAGUUUGGAUUUGCCUUCAAUGAGCAAGGUUUCUGAAUACGUAAAACCUGUUAGACGAGUGAGAAACGUGGAUAAAUGAGAUUUGUAAAUAAGAAAGGCCUAUAAUGACAGUAAAUUGAAUCUUCUCAUACAAAUAAG
This is a messenger RNA of Pseudomassariella vexata, 3107 nucleotides long. RefSeq names its product OPT oligopeptide transporter protein-domain-containing protein. The transcript is spliced from 9 exons. Gene Ontology annotation, molecular function: oligopeptide transmembrane transporter activity. Lineage: Eukaryota; Fungi; Ascomycota; Sordariomycetes; Amphisphaeriales; Pseudomassariaceae. Bases 181 to 2670 code for a protein of 829 amino acids. The record is from RefSeq and is a predicted model, not a curated record. Gene Ontology annotation, biological process: transmembrane transport.